Molecule: messenger RNA, 2793 nt
Organism: Populus nigra (black poplar)
Lineage: Eukaryota; Viridiplantae; Streptophyta; Magnoliopsida; Malpighiales; Salicaceae
Product: cell division cycle protein 27 homolog B
Exons: 16
Coding region: 115-2397 (760 amino acids)
Biological process (GO): cell division
Molecular function (GO): protein binding
Source: RefSeq, a predicted model, not a curated record
AAAUGCUAACACGUGCCAUCCCUUUUUGAACCUAAAGAAACCCCCAAAACCAGAAAACCCCUACCCCCACUUUCUUCUCUCUCUCUGAAGUCUGAAUCAAAGAAGAAGAAGAAGAUGGAAGCGAUUCUAAUAGACUGUGUAAACAACAGUCUUCGCCAUUUCAUGUAUCGAAACUCCAUUUUCAUGUGUGAACGACUCUGCGCUGAGUUUCCUUCCGAGACAAAUUUACAAUUGUUAGCCGGAUGUUAUUUGCAAAAUAGUCAAGCUUACUCUGCAUAUCAUAUUCUAAAAGGAACACAAAUGGCUCAAUCUCGCUACUUGUUUGCGAUAUCAUGCUUUCAGAUGGAUCUUCUAAAUGAAGCUGAAGCGGCAUUAUGUCCUUCUAAUGAGCCUGGUGCUGAGGUUCCAAAUGGUGCACCUGGGCAUUUCCUUCUUGGGCUUAUCUACAGGUAUACCGAUAGAAGGAAAAGUGCCAUCCAUCACUUUAAGCAGGCUUUAUCUAUAGAUCCUUUAUUCUGGGCUGCCUAUGAGCAGCUUUGUAUAUUAGGUGCUGCUGAAGAAGCAGCUGCAGUUUUUGAUGAAGCAGCUGCUCUUUGCAUUCAAAAGCAGUACAUGAAUUGUGCAUCAGCAUCCCAUAACUUGAGCAUAUCCAAUGAGGAUCAUAAUUUAGUUUCUGCUCGAAACUUUGGCUUGGAAGAUGGAAGUCCAAGGCAGUUGAAACACCUACAAGGGAAUAACCUCAGAGAUAUUCCUGGAAAUUACCAUGGAGCCUCUACAUUAGGAGGGCCUGUUAGUCAGCCUUCAAAUGGUGUUCCUCCAAACCUGUCAUUUUAUAACACUCCUUCACCAAUGGCCACACAGUUGUCAGGUGUCGCGCCACCACCAUUGUGCAGAAACUUGCAGCCAAAUUGUUCAAAUCCUAGUACACUUGGUUCUGAUAACUUUCCUAGGUCGAUUGUGAGUUCUAAUAUUCAGGCCCCUCGUAAAAAGUUUGUUGAUGAAGGGAAAUUGCGGAAGAUUUCUGGGAGGUUAUUUUUUGAUUCUGGCCCUCGGCGAAGCACUAGGCUUGCUGCAGAAGCAGGAGCCAACCAAAAUACUAGUGCUACACUGGUUGCAGGGUAUGGAACUAACAACUCAUCUAAAUAUCUCGGGGGUUCCAAGUUGAGUUCUAUGGCAAUACGUUCAGUGACAGUUCGUAAGGGACAGUCAUGGGCCAAUGAAAAUUAUGAUGAAGGUAUACGGAAUGAGGCUUUUGAUGAUUCACGUGCAAAUAAUACAUCUUCAAAUUGUAGUUCAUCGCCCCCUGGGGAUUCUAGACCUCUUGAAACAGAAGUAGCAACCAUGCCUGUUGGUGGAGUAAUCAUAAGUGCUUCAUGUAUCUUAAAUGGUGCUUUAGAAAUAUUAGGCCUCCUGAGAACUCUUGGGGAAGGUUAUAGACUUUUUUGCAUGUACAGAUGCCAGGAUGCACUGGAUGUGUACAUGAAACUACCACACAAGCAUUAUAAUACAGGCUGGGUGCUUUGCCAGGUUGGAAAAGCAUAUGUUGAAUUAGUGGAUUAUUUGGAAGCUGAUAGAGCCUUCAGUCUUGCCCGUCGAGCAUCACCUUACAGUUUAGAAGGAUUGGAUGUAUAUUCUACAGUUCUUUAUCAUUUGAAGGAAGAAAUGAAGUUAAGUUACCUGGCUCAGGAACUGAUAUCAACUGAUCGUUUAGCUCCUCAAUCUUGGUGUGCCAUGGGAAAUUGCUAUAGUCUGCAGAAAGACCAUGAAACUGCCUUGAAAAAUUUCCAGCGAGCUGUACAACUUGAUUCGAGAUUUGCAUAUGCACACACCUUAUGUGGUCAUGAAUAUGUUGCCUUGGAUGAUUUUGAGAAUGGAAUUAAGAGUUACCAGAGUGCUCUACGGAUAGAUGCUAGGCAUUACAAGUCCUGGCAUGGGCUUGGGAUGGUCUAUCUUCGACAAGAGAAAAACGAGUUUUCUGAGCAUCACUUCCAAAUGGCUUUCCAAAUAAAUCCACAUUCUUCUGUGAUAAUGUCUUAUCUUGGGACGGCUUUGCAUGCCUUGAAGAGAAACGAGGAAGCUCUAGAGAUGAUGGAGAGGGCAAUUUUAGCUGAUAAGAAGAACCCUCUUCCCAUGUAUCAGAAGGCUAAUAUACUUGUGAGCUUGGAAUGCUUUGAUGAAGCUCUAGAUGUCCUAGAAGAGCUGAAAGAGUAUGCUCCACGUGAAAGCAGUGUUUAUGCUUUGAUGGGUAAGAUUUAUAAGAGGCGUAACAUGUAUGAGAAGGCAAUGCUUCACUUUGGUCUUGCGUUGGAUUUGAAACCAUCAGCAACCGAUGUUGCUACAAUUAAGGCUGACAUAGAGAAGCUGCAUGUACCAAAUGAAUUAGAAGACAGCUUGUAGAUCUUUUUAACAUUGUAGACGCAGAAGAAAAGGGAACACAACGCAAAUUAUCCAGUUCAGAGCUGCUGGCCCCAAGGAGAAUGGCCUGCUUUUGCUUUCGAUCAAUCACGAGAAUAAAAGAGGUUGAUCCUGGGUGUGUGGUGGCUCUUCCAUUUAGCAGGUCUUGCAGAGGUAACCUCAGUUUUGUAGGUGAUUAGCAUGCUGACAGAACCUGUACCGAUAGUUGUCUAAUCAUGUCAUGUUGAAAUGGUUGUAUCAUUCAUUUGUUUUUUUUUUGUUUUCGUUUUUGUUUUUAUAUAUAGUUGAAAUUAGUGGUUACUCGAGGGUUCAGCUCACAGCGAAUGACAUUGCAAUUUCAAUGAGGUUAAAGUUAAUGAAUUUUCUGCCCUUGUUCCA